AUGCGUCUUUUUGUGUGUUCUCUAUUUUUGUUUCUCGUGCUGAUGCCGAAAGGUGCCCUGAAUGACACCCGGAAGAAGGAUGGAACAUCUUUGGGUGAAAGAGUUCAACAACUUAUGGAUACGAUGACGAAGAGGUCUGUGGUGCGUCUGAAUACGGACAAAUUCAAGCAAUACGUGAAAGCUCUGCCCAGGAACUAUUCUAUGAUAAUCAUGUUUACUGCGAUGGCGCCUCAGAGACAGUGUGCCAUCUGUAGACACGCGAGUGAUGAGUUUCAGAUUGUUGCCAACUCGUACCGCUAUUCGCAACUUUUCUCCAACAAAAUGUUCUUCGGGGUUGUGGAUUUCGAUGAGGGCGCGGACAUCUUCACAAGUUUGAAAAUGAAUUCAGCGCCAACCUUCAUGCACUUUCCGGCGAAAGGGAAGCCGAAGAAGGUAGAUAUCAUGGACAUUCAACGGCACGGCAUUAGUGCUGAGGCCAUUGCGAAAUGGAUUGCCGAAAGAACAGAUGUCCAUAUCCGAGUUUUCCGUCCACCAAACUAUUCCGGAACCAUUGGGCUGGUGACGCUCAUUGUCUUGAUAGGAGGACUUCUGUACCUGCGCCGAAAUAACUUGGAUUUCUUGUACAACCGGGUAAUGUGGGCUGUUCUGGCGCUUAGCUUUGUUUUUGCGAUGACCAGUGGACAGAUGUGGAACCAUAUUCGAAACCCACCAUUCUUACAUAAGACUCAACAAGGAGGGGUGGCUUACAUCCAUGGAUCGUCUCAAGGACAGUUCGUUGUUGAGACAUACAUCAUAGCAAUCAUCAAUGGGGCGAUUGUAGUCGGAAUGAUUUUGCUAACUGAAGCAGCAAAUUCAAAAACAGGGGCUGGUGAUGUCGGCAAGCGACGGAUCAUGGCAAUUAUUGGGCUAGCCUUAGUGGCCUUCUUCUUCUCUUUACUUUUGUCCAUUUUUAGGUCUAAAGCUGGUGGUUAUCCAUACAGUAAGACAGACGAACGUCGGGAGAUUCAUUAA
Messenger RNA from Notodromas monacha, 1011 nucleotides. The record is from the annotation of a GenBank genome assembly. Lineage: Eukaryota; Metazoa; Arthropoda; Ostracoda; Podocopida; Cyprididae.